Nothobranchius furzeri (turquoise killifish) is the source of this 2475-nucleotide messenger RNA. It is a transcript of the gene pdca, whose product is annotated as phosducin a. Gene Ontology annotation, cellular component: photoreceptor outer segment. The record is from RefSeq and is a predicted model, not a curated record. Gene Ontology annotation, biological process: regulation of G protein-coupled receptor signaling pathway. Lineage: Eukaryota; Metazoa; Chordata; Actinopteri; Cyprinodontiformes; Nothobranchiidae.
UUCUGUUUUGCCUUUAGAAGAAGACAUUGAGGUUUGUUAGUAACUUUAAAUAUCACAUGUUUCAUCAUCUGCCAAAACAGUCACUGACAUUCCUUCCUACACCAUUUUCAUACACCAUUUUCAUACAGCAUUUUCACUGUUCUUCACUCGUUAAUUACAAUUAAACUAUUUUGAUUAAAAACAAUUGAACCAUUAAUUUCUUUUAAAGAAAGAACAUCUAAGCAGAUUAUUUCAGUUAACUGAACUCUAAGGUUUGCUCGUUUCUUCACUUUCCGUGUUAAGAUCAUAUGUUUAGCUUGAUGCAAAUAAAGGAAAGAAAAAACAAAUAAAUGAUGAAAAAUAAUAAUUAGCAGAGGAUGGUUUCGAUCCAUCGACCUCUGGGUUAUGGGCCCAGCACGCUUCCGCUGCGCCAUUCUGCUAUGCGAUGUUGAUAACUGCAUUUGGUACUUAAAUAAUUAUAAUAGCGGUUUUGUACAGUGAGUGUUAAUUAUAGUUCGUUUCAUUUUGUAACGAGUGACAUGUUUCUGUGUAGCUUUGAAGUAGGCCGUGUAAUUUAAAUAGUGUAUACAAUCGUAACGGACAGCAGUCAAGCCAGCCUCCAUUUUGGAAACGACUGCCAGGCCGUCAGGAAGUAAAUGCUUACUUCCAGAAAGUAAAAAAAAAAGAUUAAAAAUUUUUUUUUAAUUUAACUUCCAGAAAGUCAGUCUCUGAACACGCUGAUAAACGGCUUCAAAAGUUUGUGUUUAAAAUUUACUUAUAAGAGAAAAAUGUGUUUAUAAAGAUUGUAUCAGUGGAAAGGUUUCUAUGUAGUGAGCUUUCAAUAAAUGUUUUCCUCACAGAACUGAAAGCAAAGCUUUCUUUAGUACUUUCUUAUUAUAAGUAUUUGUGAGGGUUGUGCGCAGUUGUCUCUGUGGCGCAAUCGGUUAGCGCGUUCGGCUGUUAACCGAAAGGUUGGUGGUUCGAGCCCACCCAGGGACGAGUAGUUUUCUCCUUGUGAGAAACGGUUAUUUUUAUGUCAUCUUUUCAUUAUUACAUUAAAACUAUAACCACUUCUCCAUCACCAUACUGAAUAUCUUGACUAAAUCCAACUAAUAGUUUCGCUGACAGCCUCUAAUACUCUCGUGAAAGGGUCCAUGAUCGUAUAUUUAACAUGCAUGUGAAUUUGAAAAGGACGACUGAAAAAACAGAACAUAAAAAAUGCCAAAACAGCGAGUUUUUUUUUUUUCUUGAUUCUUCAAAACUUAGUUGAUGAUACUUUUUGGGGAUUACGACUUUGUGUUGUUUUAAUAUUUAUUUUCUCUUGGAAUUUAAAGAACAAUUUUAAAAACCUUUGCUUUUAACACACACAGUUGGUCAACAGCUUGUAUGAAACAACAUCACAUUCCAGUGGCAGUGAAGAUGACGCCUGAGAUAAAGCUUACACCCUCAUCUCAUUGCCACCCCCACCCCUUUCCAAACGUAUGUACGCCUCUUUGCUGCAGGUUUUCCAGUCAGUGGAUGCCCAGACAGGCAGGAGAUACGUUUUUACACGUUACUAAAACCUGACAACACUUCUCAUCUCAGCCACAAAGGAUGUCUGCUGCUACACAGGAAGAGGAGGAGCUGCCGUUAAAUCACACAGGUCCAAAGGGUGUUAUUAAUGACUGGAGAAGGUUCAAACUGGACAGUGUGGACCAGACAGUCCCUCAAAAAAAGAAAGAGCUGCUCAGACAGAUGUCCAAUCCUCGGGAGGACGACAAGGAGAGAGCUAACAGAAAGAUGGGCGCUCAGGAGUACGAACUGAUCAAAGACGAGGAUGAGCGCUGCCUGAAACGCUACAGAAAGCAGUGCAUGCAGGAAAUGCAUGAGCGUCUGAGCUUCGGUCCCAGGUUUGAAUGUGUCCACGAGCUGGAGAGUGGAGAGGCCUUCCUGGAAGUGAUAGAGAGGGAGCAUCGGAUGACCCUGGUGGUGGUCCACAUUUAUCAGCAUGGGGUCAACGGCUGUGAGCAGAUGAACUCGAGUCUGGAGUGCCUGGCAGCGGAGUACCCCACUGUUAAGUUUUGUCGUAUUGAUGCUGUGGCGUCAGGUGCUGCAGAGCGCUUCUCCUCUGAGGUUCUCCCGACCCUGCUGGUCUACAAGGCCGGGGAGUUACUGGGUAACUUCCUGGCUGUCACCAAACACCUCAAUGAAGAGUUCUUUGCCACAGAUGUGGAGGCGUUUCUCAAUGAAUACGGCCUCUUACCAGAGAAGGAGUUCACUGCGUGUGCGGAUGAUGAAGACGAUGGAGCAGACGUGGAGUAGAAGAUGAAGAAAGACAGAGAAUGUCAUAAAACGUGUUUCAAUCAGGUCACAUGCACGCAAAUUAAAGAACGAGCACCCAACAGUCAACAAUACUCAUGCUGAUGCCUUAGAAUGUAGGCGUGAGGAAGUCCGUACAGAAACCCUGCUUUGCAGAAACUUGUAUCAUUGCACUCCAAUAAAAGAUAUUUAUUCGAA